Messenger RNA from Saprolegnia parasitica CBS 223.65, 311 nucleotides. RefSeq lists its product as hypothetical. The record is from RefSeq and is a predicted model, not a curated record. Lineage: Eukaryota; Oomycota; Saprolegniomycetes; Saprolegniales; Saprolegniaceae. The transcript has a single exon. The annotation marks the transcript as partial.
AUGCUGGCGAGGCUGACGCUGCUGCUGGCGGCGCUGCUCGGCGCGCAGUCCGCCGACGUCCGCGCGCAGCUAGGCCGCCACGUGCACGCACUCGAGCUCGUCCGCGCUCUUCCGGCGCCCGCGAAGGCCGCCAAGAUCCUCUGCUGGGUCAACACCUACGAGAAGAACCAUGGUCGCGCCGCGUCCAUCAAGGCGACGUGGGGCCGGCGCUGCGACAAGGUCGUCUUCAUGAGCAACGUCUACGACCCAGCGAUCCCUACGGUCCGCGUCGUGGCGCCGCCGACGCAUCUCCACCUGUGGCAGAAGCACCG